This is a messenger RNA of Schizosaccharomyces cryophilus OY26, 1677 nucleotides long. Its product is annotated as cmgc/cdk/pitslre protein kinase Ppk23. Gene Ontology annotation, cellular component: nucleus. The transcript is spliced from 2 exons. Lineage: Eukaryota; Fungi; Ascomycota; Schizosaccharomycetes; Schizosaccharomycetales; Schizosaccharomycetaceae. Gene Ontology annotation, biological process: protein phosphorylation; regulation of mitotic cell cycle. The record is from RefSeq and is a predicted model, not a curated record. The coding region runs from base 255 to 1451 and encodes 398 amino acids. Gene Ontology annotation, molecular function: cyclin-dependent protein serine/threonine kinase activity; ATP binding.
UGUAUACAAGUGAAUGAGAUUACAAUGGUCCAUGGCGAGGGAAGAGUAAUAUCUUUCGAUGCAAACUCUAUGUUGUUGUAUUUUUUUCCUUAUAUUCGCUUAUAGAAGCUAAAAUAAGAAUGCUUUAAGAGAUAGUAAACUAAAGUACACUACGGACCUGCAUUUAUACACGUUUCAGCUGUGAGCGAAUCUUUGUCUGAUCCCUCUACCGAGAGGAAUGUUAAUUUAUGUUUAGGAAAUAUAGAAGGUAGAAGAUGGCAAAAUCAAAAUGGGAAACUUUAGAAAAUGACCAAUUUGCCUCUGAAAAUCAAAAGUCAGAGCAUGAAUGGAAAAAGAAACGCAAGCUUGAAAGAAAACGGAAACGUGAAUUACUAGAAGAGGAAGCAACUAAAAAAGACAAAAAUAUAUUCUCGUACAGGUCGUAUUUAUCAGCAACUGUCCCGCGAUUGGGGUCUUGUGACAAUAUUCAGGAUUAUGAAAUUCUUAACAAAAUUGAAGAAGGAUCCUACGGAAUUGUCUAUUGUGCAAAGGAGAAGUCGACAGAAAAAUUAGUUGCAUUGAAGAAAAUCAAAUUUAAUCCUAAUGGGUUUGGUUUUCCUAUCACGAGUCUAAGGGAAAUUCAUUCAUUAUCCACUGUUCGACAUGACCAUGUUAUGGAACUGAAGAAAGUUGUGGUUGGUGAUGACUUACAAGACAUAUAUUUAGUUAUGGAGUUUAUGGAACAUGAUUUAAAGUUUCUUCUGGAUGACAUGCCGGAGGAUUUUCUUAUAUCUGAAGUAAAAACGUUAAUGCUUCAGUUGUUGUCAUCUACCGCAACCAUCCAUUAUCAUUGGUAUCUUCAUCGAGACCUAAAGCCGUCAAAUUUAUUAAUGAAUAACACAGGAGAGAUCAAGGUUGCGGAUUUUGGUUUAGCUCGUCCUACGUCCGAACCAAAACCAAAGUUGACUCGCGUUGUCGUUACCCUUUGGUAUCGAGCUCCAGAGCUUUUAUUAGGGACACCAAGUUAUGGAAGGGAAAUCGACAUGUGGAGCAUAGGAUGUAUUUUCGCAGAAAUGCUAAAUCGUACUCCGCUUUUUCCUGGAAAGAAUGAGCUGGAUCAGUUGCAUAAAAUUUUUAAUGUUUUAGGGUAUCCUGAUGAAGAGCAAUGGCCUCAAUAUCGACUAUUACCUCAUGCAAAUAAAAUAAAGCUCCCAACGGUAAAAACAAAGCCUAGGUUACGCGAUGUUGUUAGAAACUUAACAGCUAACGGUUAUGAUUUGAUGGAGCGCCUUCUUUCUCUGGAUCCAGCGAAGCGAAUUUCUGCGAAAGAAGCACUCCAACAUCCCUUUUUCUACGAAUCCCCUCGACCAAAAGAUCCAAGGUUUUUCCCUACCUUUCCAAGUAAAGCCAAAGGUGAAAUACGCGGUGGAAACUUUUUGUCUGCCAAUACCACGCAAGACCCUGUAAAGUAAUUGAGUUUAUUUUUGUCAGUUUCUACUUAGAACAUCUAGCGAAAGAAAAAACUAUAUAUAUAUUGCUUGGAAUGAUACCAAUGUUUGAUUAGUUGAAAAGAUAAACAGUGAUUGUCUUUGUUCAGUACAGGCCUAAUAUUUAUUUCAAGAAGCUUUAUAAAAAUGUUUGACUAAAUGCUGAGUAAACAAUUGACGGUUUGCCUACUCUCUUGUUCAAAAUUUUCAU